This is a messenger RNA of Harpia harpyja (harpy eagle), 2277 nucleotides long. RefSeq names its product glycosyltransferase 8 domain containing 2 (gene GLT8D2). The record is from RefSeq and is a predicted model, not a curated record. Lineage: Eukaryota; Metazoa; Chordata; Aves; Accipitriformes; Accipitridae. Gene Ontology annotation, molecular function: glycosyltransferase activity. The coding region runs from base 779 to 1831 and encodes 350 amino acids. The transcript is spliced from 10 exons. Gene Ontology annotation, cellular component: Golgi apparatus.
GGUUACCUUGAUCUAAAGUCCCUUUGAAUCUAAACCAAACCUGUAGAUUCAGAUUCUCUUAACUGCUUAAAGAUUUGGAAAUGAGAUGAUUCAUGUCAAAAUACAUAUUCAGAGUUGAAUUCUGCAAGUUUCCCUUAGCUUCUGACUUCGGAAGAACUCUGCAAACAGACAUUGGAAAAACUUUUGGCUUUCAGUUUGACUUUGGCAUGUUGUCAUUUGGCUCUUGCACACUAGUUAUCUGUUCACAUUUACCGUAAAUAAUGACUAGAAACCUAACCUGCAACUAGGCUGUUGAAGUAACUUCUGGAAGGGUUUGCCUCCUUCUCUUUCCCCCACCCCCUUAAGACUUUUUGUCUUAUGGGAUUUGUUUGCAAUCUGCUAGCUGAAGCUCUGAGGCAAGUUUGCCAGAUCUGGGGCUGCAUCAUCGUUCUGCACAUCUGGAAGUGGUUUAUGGGCUCUCAUUCCUCCAGUGCGGCGUCUGGACUCUGUGCUAUUCCUCAGCAGCAGAGAAAGAAAAGAAAAGAAAACCAGCACAACUCCAAAGUAAACUUUGAAGAGUUUGAAAAAGGAAUUGAAUCUUAAAACUGUUACUGUGCCCUGUAAGGCCCUUGUGCAGGGGACUUCAAAGGAGGAUGAUGGUCAAGGAAGCUUUGGCAAGAGUGCUUACAGCUGUGGGCUAUCUAUGAUCUGAGUAAAUAGCUCUACAGCUCUUCAGGAGAGAGGAGUCCCGAAUACUGUGCUGCUUUGAAGAGAUCACAGUUCUCAUCCAACAGGACACAUGGCUCUUUUAAAGAAAAUUAACCAGAUCUUACUGUUACUUCUUGUCUUAACUGUGUGCGCCAUUCUGUAUAACAGGGUUCAUCAAGUGCCGUCUGCAUUAAAGAAUGAAACAGUUGAUUUGGAGAGUCCUGAGGAAAUGGAGGAAGAAAUCCCAGUUGUAAUCUGCGCUGCUGCGGGCAGAAUGGGUGCAGCUAUAGCAGCAAUCAGUAGCAUCUACAGCAACACAGAGGCUAAUGUCUUGUUCUACAUAGUUGGGCUGAAGACUACCAUCCCGCAUAUUCGAAAAUGGAUUGAAAAUUCUAAACUGAAAGAAAUAAAAUUUAAGAUUGUGGAAUUCAAUCCUAUGGUACUAAAAGGAAAAAUCAGACAAGAUGCAUCACGUCCUGAGCUACUGCAGCCUCUGAACUUCGUUCGAUUUUAUCUUCCUUUGCUUAUCCAGAAACAUGAGAAAGUAAUAUAUUUGGAUGAUGAUAUCAUUGUUCAAGGUGACAUCCAGGAACUCUACGACACUAAGUUAGCUCCUGGACAUGCUGCAGCUUUUUCAGAUGAUUGCGAUCUGCCUUCUACACAUGAAAUGGUUAGAAGCGUAGGGAUGCAGAACACGUACAUGGGAUUCCUGGACUACAGAAAGCAAGCGAUUAGAGAUCUUGGCAUCAGCCCCAGCACCUGCUCCUUUAAUCCUGGAGUAAUUGUUGCUAACAUGACUGAAUGGAAACAUCAACGGAUUACAAAGCAGUUGGAAAAGUGGAUGCAAAGAAAUGUAGAGGAAAACCUCUACAGCAGCACCCUUGGGGGAGGCGUGGCAACCUCUCCAAUGCUGAUUGUAUUUCAUAGAAAGUAUUCCACUAUUAAUCCUAUGUGGCACAUAAGGCAUCUUGGUUGGAGUCCUGAUACCCAUUACUCAGAGCAUUUUCUUCAGGAAGCUAAAUUACUUCAUUGGAAUGGGAGAUACAAACCUUGGGACUAUCCCAGUGUUCACACUGAUCUCUGGGAACACUGGUUUAUUCCUGACCCUUCAGGGAAGUUCAAAUUAACUCGUCCCGAUAGCUGAUACUGAAACCACUUAAAUGCAUCCAUACACUAUGUUUUGCAGUAUGUAAUAGUUUGAGAUGCAACAUGUUGUAUAAUUAACUGAUUUUAGAAAACUAAGUAUUUGUUAAAUGUAUGAAUAAAUGACCAUCAGUUUUGUGUGCCUAUGGCUGCAGAGGGAGGCUGGAGUGACAGUUACACAGUGCAGAGUAUCUUGACUUUUAUGUAAGGUGAGGAAACAAGUUUGCUUGAGAAUGAAGUAUUUUCAUUAAACGUUUACAGAGGUGAAAUUCAGUGCCAGGCAGUGUGUUUUAAUGUAAGGUCUUUAUAAAUAAGACUCCAGUGUCUGCUGGUAGAAAAACCUACACAGGAAAUACUUGCAGUAUUACACACAUGGUGUCUUUAGUUGUCUAGCCCACACUAAACAGCCCAAAAUGAAAACUUACGCAGCAUUUUAACGAGUAGAGU